UCGCAGUACGCAGUUUUGUGGAAAAGUUCUCAGCUCGAUUCUCAGUGCCGAGUGAAAUCCGGCCGGAAAUAUAAAAUUAAAUUACUGCACUGAUAGUACUUCUGGAAAGUGAAAGUGUAUUUUCAGUAGUUGCGAGGAGUGCUUUCCGAAAAAAAAGUAAUCCACUAUAAACCACCGGACAGUGGCAUAGCUAACCAAAACGGUUGUUCAGGGUUCGGUUCAGGGCACCGGCUGCCCUAGAAGGGAAAUUUAAAGCAUAAGUAGUAUCGAUUAAAGUUAAAAGUGUGCCGAAGGAGUAGUUGGGAGUCAAAGUGGAUAUGUGCCCUUUCAAGCUAAUGAACUGUUAUAUCAUUGACCGACGUUUUCUCGCAAAUUUCACUGGUCGGUCGAAACAUGUGUACAGUAGUGUUGCAUGCAGAGGAUUUGCGAAUCACAGAAUAAAGAGAAACACAUCUAGAUCCGGAUUCUGAAAGCCUAGCUCUGAGUCAAUCGCGAAAUCGUAGUUGCCAUUGAUUAGUUUUCUCGCCAGUUUUACGACAAAAAUGAAUUAUUCUCCAAGAGGAUUUCUGGCGCGUACUGUUGUAGACAAAACGCGAAAUGAUAUUUCCCUGGACAACUGUGACAUGUCAGCAUGGUAUUCGUUGUCUAAACUUCCGGAGCAGUAUGAGAAACGGUUUGUUAACAUGCAGUGUCCAGACGAUAUAACGCUCAAAUGGUUAGAACAGUCGAAGGAAGUUUCUGGCAAAUUUUGGUUGCAACUAUGGCAUCUAAUAGCUAGGGCAUUUCUGAGUGUGUUCUUGACGCAAACGGAUGUCAAUGGCAUACUGAAACGUGGAUCAAUGUUUAUCUUAUCUGAAACACAAUUUAGCCAUUUACUCAUUAAAAGCGGAUUUGGGAAAGCUUUUGCUGAUGAGUCGAAGGAAAUAAAAGUUUUGGAUAUUGGAGCUGGGGAUGGAGAAGUAACUUUACGGCUUGUGAAUGGUAUAUCUUCCAUCUUCCCAUCGUCAACUAUGAAGCUCUAUGCUACAGAGUCGAGCUGGAUAAUGCGUUCACGAUUAGCAGAGAAACAAAUUACGGUAUUAGAGGAAAUCAACCAACUCGGUGAUGUUGAAUUUAUGUCAUGUCUUAAUGUACUUGACCGAUGUAUCGAUCCACAUCAGCUGUUAUAUGACAUGUACAACGCGCUAGCACCAAAUGGAAGAUUAUUAUUGGCGCUAGUCUUACCAUAUAGCCAUUACGUAGAAAAAAAUUCUAGUCACAUGCCUCUUCGGCCACUGAUGGAACAUUGGCCUAGUCUUUCUUGUUUACCAAUAGAAAAGGAAAUCGAAAAGUUCUUCGAACAAUUAGAACACGUAGGUUUUAAAAUUCUUUCCUGGACUAAAGCUCCGUAUUUAUGUGAGGGCGAUCUCAAACAGUAUUUUUACUGGUUAAACGACAUACUGGUGGUAUGCUCGAAAUAGUGUAAGAUAAUGGAUUAAGUGAGCGAAGUUAAUCUAUGCAUUUAUUGUAUUGUUAUAUUUCGAUCUAUAAAAAGUAUUGGUUCCUA
Messenger RNA from Armigeres subalbatus, 1546 nucleotides. RefSeq names its product protein-L-histidine N-pros-methyltransferase. Gene Ontology annotation, molecular function: protein-L-histidine N-pros-methyltransferase activity. The record is from RefSeq and is a predicted model, not a curated record. Bases 543 to 1460 code for a protein of 305 amino acids. The transcript is spliced from 6 exons. Lineage: Eukaryota; Metazoa; Arthropoda; Insecta; Diptera; Culicidae.